AUCACUAGUCCACCACGUCAAAUGGCAGACCUCGACUCCCGAAUAGCUCACGCCAGACACCAGGCCCGCCAGUUGUACCACAGCUUGGAGGUGAUGCAACUGAAGGUACAGGACGCUACCCUUGCUCAAGUGGCCAGGGACGUCGCCUCCAUUCCUCGCAAUUACUCCAACCUAGAGCUCUACAAUACCUUGAAGGGCCACCAUACCAAGGUAGCGCAGGUCCAAUGGAGCCGCGACUCUGCGUCGCUCCUCACUGCCAGCCAGGACGGCAACAUGCUUCUCUGGGAUGCAGUCACUGGCUUCAAGAGGCUGGUGAUCCGUCUCAACAAUCCGUGGGUGUUGACGUGUGCCAUUGCUCCUGCUGGCCACUUGGCUGCUUCAGGUGGAUUGGACAACGCCUGCACCAUCUACAGGGUACCCUCGCACGCCCCAUAUACCACUACAGGCUACGAAACCAUAUUUAAGGGCCACACAGCCUAUGUGUCUGCCUGCGAGUUUGUCAACGAUGUGUCAGUUUUAACUGCCAGUGGAGACAUGUCGUGUGCCCUCUGGGACAUCCACAAGGAGGCCAAGGUGAGAGACUUCCACGACCACCUGGGAGAUGUGCUCUCGUUGAAUUACGGGUACGAAUCUGGGGUUUUCAUAUCUGGAGCCUCCGAUGGCAUGGCCAAGGUGUGGGACCCUCGCUUGAAGGGCCCAACCCGCAGCUUUGCUGUAUCGCAGAGUGACGUGACCAGCUUGGCGUCGUUUCCCGACGGAAACUGCUUUGUCUCGGGCUCGGACGACGGCAUGGUGCGGUGGUUCGAUCUCCGCACUGAUUGUGUUAUCUCAUCAUAUUCCAUGUCUGCACAUUUCAGUGAUAAGUCACCAACCCUCCAGCAAUCAGACAAAAACAGCGUGUACUCCUCGCCCUCGCAUGAAUUCGACAACCCCGGAAUCAUUUCUCUAGAUUUCAGCAAAAGUGGACGAUUGCUUUAUGUCUGCUACUCUGAUUUCGGGUGCAUGAUUUGGGACACUUUGAAGAACGACAUCAUCGGAACGGUCGGAAACGACCACAUGGGCAAGAUCAACCAGGUCAAUGUAAGUCCAGACGGGAUUGCGGUUGCGACUGCCUCCUGGGACUCGACCAUCAAGGUAUGGUCGGUGUAG
Suhomyces tanzawaensis NRRL Y-17324 is the source of this 1149-nucleotide messenger RNA. It is a transcript of the gene STE4, whose product is annotated as G protein subunit beta. Gene Ontology annotation, molecular function: protein binding; signaling receptor complex adaptor activity. The transcript has a single exon. Lineage: Eukaryota; Fungi; Ascomycota; Pichiomycetes; Serinales; Debaryomycetaceae. Gene Ontology annotation, biological process: G protein-coupled receptor signaling pathway. The annotation marks the transcript as partial. Gene Ontology annotation, cellular component: heterotrimeric G-protein complex; cytoplasm. The record is from RefSeq and is a predicted model, not a curated record.